Molecule: messenger RNA, 2910 nt
Organism: Megalops cyprinoides (Indo-Pacific tarpon)
Lineage: Eukaryota; Metazoa; Chordata; Actinopteri; Elopiformes; Megalopidae
Gene: cwf19l2
Product: CWF19 like cell cycle control factor 2
Exons: 18
Coding region: 1-2829 (942 amino acids)
Biological process (GO): mRNA splicing, via spliceosome
Cellular component (GO): post-mRNA release spliceosomal complex
Source: RefSeq, a predicted model, not a curated record
AUGGCGUCCUACGGGCAGAGUUUUGAAAGUGCUGAAAGCAUUGAAGAAAGAAAAGAAUAUAAACGAAAAGCUAGAGAGGAUGUUCUGCGAAAGGCCAAGGAGAAGUACGAGCAGGAGGAGCGGAGGCAGGAGCUGAAGCGGGCGAGGGGCGAGGACACCUGGAUGCUGCCGGAGGUGGACCUGCGGCUGCAGCAGCUGGACAAGGAGCAUUCAGGGAAAAGCAAAAAGAAGAAGGAGAAAAAGUCCAAAAAGAGCAAAAAGGAGAAGAAGAAGAAAGCUAAGAAGGAGAAGAAGACAUCAAAGGAGGAUGACUCCAGCGACAGCUCUGAGGACUCAGAGGAGCAAUGGGUGGAGGCCCAGCCCCAGCCAGAAAUCUCUGAGAAAGCAUGGAAGAUCCCGAGUGAGAAGAGCCCGGCUGCCAGCAACCUGACAGACACCAGCCAGCGAGAUGCCUGGAUGACCUUUGACUUCCUGUCCAUGAAAACCACAUCCACAGCAGAGCGGCGCGCUGAGAAAGAACAGAAGAAGGAGGCGGAGCGGGAGAAGGCGCGGUCCAUCGAGGAGGCCGGCCUACACAAACUGGAGCUCAACCCCUACUGGAAGGAUGGAGGGACUGGCUUACCCCCCGAGGAGGGUGCUGGGGCCCCUGUUAAAAAAGCGGCGUUGGUUGAUGACGGGGGCCUAAGCUGGCUCAGGAAGUCUUAUCAGCGCAUGAAGGAGCAGGCUGAGAGGGAACAGCGAAGUCUGGAGGCUGUGGUGGCGGAGAGAUACGGGUCCAUGGAGCAGUUCCAGAAGAGGCUGGAGGAGGCUGAAAAGGCUGCGUACGGACAGAGGAGGGCAGAGAGGGAGUCAGGUGGAGAGAGGUGGAGAAGACGGAGUCCCAACGUGUCCCAGAGGAGGUUUGAAAGGGACCGAGAGUCGUCCCCUUCCAAGGGCAAUGAGGAUGUGGACAGGGAACGAGGGCGGAGCGAGGGCAGGGGCCCUCGCAGAGACCGGAACGCGGACGGGGCACGAGACCCGCGCGGUGACCGCGAAGGCAGGCCCAGGGAUCGCCAGGCCGACGACGGGGACCGGAGACACAGGGACGACCGCCGGCCCCACAGAGACAGCCUGCCAGGGGCGUCGAGACGCGAUGAGCCGCCCCCGUCCCUCGGGUCCCUGAAGGCCAGGUUCCUCAAACCCUCCGAGAGGGAGGACGAUGUCGGGACCGGGUGGGGUCGAAAACGUGAGGCGGCCCCUGCGUCGGGCCGGAGCUCCUCCGGGUUCCUCAAACCCAGCGAUGAGGAUGGAGAGUCGGACCACGGCAGAACUCCAGCCUGGAAGAAGGCAAUCUCCAGCAGGGACUCCAGAGAGCCGGAGCCAAAGAGCGACUCUGUGAAAUCAGCUGAAAUGAAAGGGACUCCUGCUGACCUCAGAGACUUCAGAGCUGGAGACAGCCUGAGCCAGCAGCAUCAGCAGAGGGAGUCCGGCACCGCCCUAGUGAAGAGUCACAGUCCCAUGGAGACAUCACCAAGAGACCCUGGUGGCCCCGCCCGAUCCUCGGAAAGUGAGGAGGAAGAGGAGGAGGUCCAGAUCCUGAGCGACGAAGAGCUGAACAAGUUGGGGGCCAAGCUGGUGAAAGCUGAGCUGAUGGGAAACACGGCCCUAGUGGAGAAGCUCAAGGCACAGCUGGCGGCUGCCCGCAAAGCCAAGGAGAGCAGAGCACAGAAGGGCCAACCCCUAGGCCCCCCAGGGAAGAUGGAGAACAAGCAGGUGUUGGGACGUGCGCAUGAGGAACAGGAAGUGGUUCUUUUCAGGACAGACCAAGCGGGCCGAGCGUGGCCUGUCAAUGCCCCAUCAGAACCCCCGGAGCCUAAAGGAGGGCGCAGGAAGAGGAAGGCGAUUGAGACACACCGUGACGGGGAGCGCGUGAGGUACUUCCAGGACGACGACAAGGUAGACCUACAGGAGAUGGUGCGGAGAGAGAAGAUGAGCACGGCCGAGGACCAGAACGCCCUCUAUUCCCGCAUGGCGGCAAAGAUGAUGGGGAAACAGGACGGGGACAACUACACCCUGGACGACAUGUUUGUGUCCAGCGCGGCGCAAAGGGAGCGGUCGGGCCAGGACGAGGAGCGCCAGCGGCACAGGGCCGUGCAGGAGCACCGGCGCUGGGCCAGCAGCAUGGAGAAGUGCCCCUACUGCUUCGACAGCAAGGAGCUCCCCAAACACCUCAUCGUCGCCAUCGGAGUCAAGGUUUACCUGUGUCUACCGAACUCUGUGUCACUGGUUGAGGGGCACUGCCUGAUUGCCCCAAUGCAGCACCAUUGUGCUGCCACUGGCCUGGACGAGGACGUGUGGAGUGAGAUUCAGAUGUUCCGCAAAGCCUUGGUAAAGAUGUUUGAGGACCAGGACCAAGACUGCGUUUUCCUAGAGACCCACAUGAACCCAAAGAGGCGCCAUCACAUGGUGUAUGAGUGCAUUCCCCUUCCCAGAGAGCUGGGGGACAUGGCGCCCAUCUACUUCAAGAAAGCCAUAAUGGAGUCUGAUGAGGAGUGGGCCAUGAACAAGAAGCUGGUAGAUCUCUCCUCCAAAGACGUUCGUUGUGCUGUUCCCAAGGGACUUCCCUACUUUUCUGUGGAUUUUGGGCUUCAGGGUGGUUUUGCGCACAUCAUUGAGAACGAACAGAAAUUUCCUCAUUAUUUCGGAAAGGAAAUACUUGGAGGCAUGCUGGAUCUGGAGCCCAGGCGCUGGCGAAAGCCAAUUCGUGAAAACUUUGAUGACCAGCGGAAGAAAGUGCUUCAGUUUGCUAAGUGGUGGAAGCCCUUUGACUGCACUAUAACGGACAGUUGAAAUACUGGACCCAGUAUUUGUAUUCUCUAUUGCUGUAAACUGAUCUCCUUUUUAAUGUGGGGUUAAUCAAAUUACUGUCAA